Drosophila kikkawai is the source of this 6191-nucleotide messenger RNA. Lineage: Eukaryota; Metazoa; Arthropoda; Insecta; Diptera; Drosophilidae. The record is from RefSeq and is a predicted model, not a curated record.
UCUCUCUCCCUGUAUCUCUCUGUGUUGCUGUCUCCCUUUCUUUCGGCUGCCACCUGAUUGCGGCUCCAUGUGUUGCAGUACCACAUGAACGAAAGAGGGAGAUAGCGCAUGCCUGUAUUAGUUAGUGGUAGGGCAUUGGCUUUCGUAAUUGAUGUCUGCCCUUGACCAAGGCCUAAAAACAAAAACAAGGCAAAACCGAAAACUAAAACCGAGAUUGCAAACAAAACACCCCAUUGUUUGUGCUUUUAAAGUAUGUACAUGUAUUAGUACAUAUCCGGUCAGGAUAAGCGGCUUCACCAUGGAGCCCCCAGCGGCUGGAAAUCUGCUGGAGAUCAUGGAUCUUGCACGCACUCUUCGCCAGGAGCAGCUCUUUAUACAGCAGGAACAGGCGACCUUUGCCCAGCUCACAUCGGCCUUGGAAACAAAUGCGGGGACCAUUACCAAGUUGGCCUUUGUUUGUGCCCAGCAGCGGCAGAUUCUCAACGAAAUGCUGCUGGCUAGGACGGAUCAGGAUCCUCUGCUAUCCUGCAGGAGAGCAAGUGCCUAUGACAGUGCCCAGUUUGUGGACGCCAAGCAGCUGCUUCCAUAUGAACACGCCUUGGCCUAUGAGGAUCUGUUCAACUACCUGUACAACACACCCUAUUUGCUGGCCCUUUCCCUGGCUACCGCGGAUCGGCUGUCGCUGCUCUCAGCCAGCGCUCUUGGCCAGAUUAUUAAUACAAUUGCCACGGGGCUUUACGGGAAUGCGAUCAACACCAAGGAUGUGGAGCUGCUGCUGAAACUGCUGCGAGAACUGAUCGAAGUUCAGCUGCUGACCAGCGAGCAGCCUCGACGUCUGCUGAGAACCAAUAGCAGCUCCUUUGCCCGCCUGUAUCAACGGCUGGUGGAGAGUCUUUUCUCGGCCAGGAUAUUCCUAACCGCCGCCCUCCAUGCGCCGCUAAUGAGUGUGCUAAGUGAGCAUGAAAUCUGGCUGGAUCUGGAUCCGCACAAGCUGAUGCAGACAUUUACACCGCGCGAGCGAGAGAAGCGUUUUGGCCUGGAAGGGGAUGAGAAUAAGGAGGAGUACCAGCGAAAUGUCGCUCGAUUCCAUGCGGAAACUCUGGGCAAACUCCACUCACACGUCCAGGUGUUUGUGAAGAGUCUCCAGCAGAGUUGGGCGCUCUUCCCCAGCUCCCUGAGGUGGCUGCUGCAAACGCUUAGCCAGCAACUGAGGCAAUCGCUAACCCACGAGGAACAGGAUAUCCGCCAUCUGCUGACGGAUCUGGUGUUUACACACUUCAUUUCGCCGGCAAUAGCGAGUGCCGAUCUCCUGGGCAUCAUCGAUGUGAACGUUAGCGAACGGAUGCGGCAUAAUCUCAACCAGAUUGUUCGCUUGCUCCAGCGGCUGGCAUUGAACGACGAGGACAGCGAACUGGUGCAGCUAAUGGAUCUCCUAAUGCUGGGACAAACCGGUGAGGAUGUGGUGGCCAUAUUGCCGCAGCAAAGCGACUUUGAACGCUCCCAGCUGGCCAUCAAUCAAAGGGAACUGGGUCAGUUUGUGGAGUUCUUUCGGCUACUGAUUUCCCGCGAGGAAUACGAUAUAUCUGCGGAGGAGAGGCAGCGACUGCAUAGAAUUCUCAGCAGGAUACCCAAGCAGCCGCAGCAGCAGCAACAGCCACUGGAUGUGGCACAGGACAUGUCCCGCGAGAGCCCCGAAAAGGUUAAAAAGGGCGGCGGUAGCAGCAACAAGGCCAACCUCAUGAGGCUGGGCAAGGCCACCAAAAAGAAGCUGGCCAAGGGCAUGAGCUUCAGCAGUAAUCACAAUACCGUGCAGGUGGAACCGCCCCUGACCAACGGCCAAGCCAUCGCCGCCAAUGCCACAACUGCAAAUGGAGGCGGCGGUGCUGAUCUCGAGCUUAGCAACUCCUCGCACAGUGGCAGCAACACCAGCCUAAGUUCCUGCGGUGCCACCAUACCGAUCCCAGCAGCUAAUGAUCAGCACCUUGCCCUUGACGAGACGAGAUCCUCGGGCUCCGAUCCCGUGCUGCUGUUCAGCCUCUAUAAUGCCGGCGCCAAGUCCAAGCUGAAGCCAUUGACGGAGGAGGAAGUGUUAAAGAUGAACUGCAUCGGGCAGGAUGGUAGCAAUCUGUUGCCAGCAGUGGUUACGCACACCGCUCCCCUGGCGCCGUCAUCAAACAACGAUGACGUUAGCAGUCUGGAGGCAAUGAGAAGACCCCAGGAUGAUGCCUCCAUUGGGAAUUCGGAUAACUUGGAGGCAAUCAGCGAGGCGGCCCAUUCAGUGGCCAGUUCCCUAGACCUGGAGGAGCAGCAGGAGCGAGAUGUCCAUGAGAAUGAGGAUAACCUAUCGGACAUGGUGUCGGCUAAUGUUUCUGGUCGCGGAACGCCCAAUAUCAGUGGCCGGGACACACCCUCGUCCCAGGUAACGGAUGGCGGCGAUGGGACUGUCGGCGAUCACCUGGCCCAUCAUCAUCAUCACCACCAUGGCGUUCACUCGCGGGCGGCGGCCAACAAUCCGCAAAUGCAAAAGAUGCUACUUUCCAAGGCCCGCUCCGACAUCGAUGACAAGUUCUGCAAGUUUGAGCUGAAAAAGUUCGAGGGCGACGAGAAUGUGAGCAUCAUAUCGGACACUUGGUCCACGGAUGUGCUGGCCUCGGACUCGGAGAACACGCUGGAUGCCACCGGCAGUGAGAGGGGUGGCGCUGGUGAUAGGGACAACAACAGGAACUUCUCCACGCCGCUGAUACCCUCUGCCGUUGUCCUGCCGGGCGAUAAUAAUUUUGUGGUCGAAGCCCUGGCCAGAGCUGGUGGAGUGGUCGUUGUCGGCGGUGGCGGUGGCGGUGGACCCCAGCUGGAUGCCUCCGAUCAGCGAUCGGAGAGUAAUUGGAGCACCGAUGUCUUGGCCAGUGAUUCAGAGAAGUUGGCCGAGAUAGACACCGAUGACAAUGUCUCCAUUACGGCCAAAUCGGAUACGACGGCACCGCAGGCUGCCGUGCUCUUGGAUGACGAGGACGAGGAUGAGCAGACACCCGGCAGCAGUGGCGACGGCGAGUUACCCGAUCCGGAUCCGGAUCGGGGCAACGGGAGCGAGCGGAGCCAAGAGGACUCGGCUUUCUUUGAUGCCAUCAACUCGUACGACGAUGCCAAUCUCUAUAUGGGCGCCUCGUCUCUGGCCAGGAGUUCGGUGCGUACCAGCUACCAUGUCAUGGGGGGCGAGAGCAGCUUCCAGCAGCAGUACAAAUGCAGUGGAGCUGAUUCCAGUGGGCGCAAGACCACGCCCCUAAUGGGCACAUCCUGCAUGCGUCGCCAGACAUCGGCGGAGAGCAGUAUCAGCAAUCAGAGCCUGAACCUGGAGGAGGCACCGCCGCCGCCAAUGGGUAAGCACCAUCACCAUCAUCACCGAGAUCGGGAUCGAGAGCGAGAGCACCAUCAUCGAGAGCAUCAUCAUCAUUACCGGGAGAGGGAGCGGGAACGGGAGAGGUCGGCUCUAAAGAAGAAGAAGCACCAUCAGGAGAAGGAAAAGGAGAAGCAUCGGGAUCUAAUCGAUUUCAGCGAUUGCAGCGAGGAUAAAGAAGAGCUGGAGCGGAAUAGGGAGCUGGAACAGCCUCCCGGACUGGUGCAGCAGCUCCUGGAUAUGUUUAAUCAAGAUGAACAGGCCGCUGCCGCAGGAGGCGGGGCCUCGCCCAAUGUCGAACAUCGUCGCAUUUCCAUUGAGCAGCGUUCGGCCAUCAUCGAUGGCCGAAGAAACGGCAUCCUGGCGGGUAGCAUGCGGCGUCACCAGAGCUUAAACUACGAAAACCACGAGAUCAUGCUUAACUCCAUGUUGCCGAAGACCGAUGAUGAUAAACAGGAGAUGCUCCUAUGUGUGCAAACGCAGCAAUUGCAGCUGGAGGAGAGAGCUGGAGCUGGGGCUGGCUCCGGGGCAGGCGUUGUCCUACGAUCCGCUGAGGCGGAAGAUGCAGCAGCAGCUGGAGUUGGAGCCGCUGGCUUGAAGCCACCGAACAAGGCCACCGGAGCCAUACCAAAGAGCAUUAGCUUCGAUGCCAGUGCCGAUAAGGAGAAGCAGCCCUAUCAUCGCGACCGGGAAAGGGAUCGAGAAAGGGAUAGGGAAAGGGACCGGGACAGGGAGCGGGAACGAGACAGAGAAAGGGAGAGAGAGCGGGAGCGAGAUCGCGAUAGAGAUCAUCAUCCCCACAGUGCUGGGAUUUUCAAUAAACUGAAGCAGGGCAUCUUCAAGAAUCGCCGGGGAACCAGCGCCAGUGCCAAAAGUCAAAGUCACUCCAAUACCCCGGUGGUUCCAUCCGCAUCCACAUCUGCUUCUGCUUCUGCCGCCACUGCCCAGGCGGAUCAUCGGAGCGUGAGCUUUGAUCCCAAUGCCGGAUGCGUGAGCCACCACUUUGGCACCCACUACUGUGAUACGAGCGAGGACAUCCUGGCCAAGUACCGGCGCAAGGUGAGCAGCUCCAGCGAGGCCACCAACUCGGACUCCAUGGGCAAUAACAAUGGUCAUGGCGUUCGUCUAGGAGGCAGCGCCGCAGCUGGAUCGUCUGGGGAUCUGCACAAGCACAUGAAUGGCGUCGGCCAUCUCCCGGGGGUGGUUUUUGGCAGCGUGAAGCAGAAGCUCCGAACAGUAUUGUCCCGGACUGAUCUACAUAGCGGCGACUUUAGGCCGACGUCCAGCUCUACCACGACCACGACGACGAUGGCCACACCGCUGCAAAUCUAUUUGCAAAUCCAGCUGGCGCAGUGCACCAGCAUGCAGCGGCUGCCGCAAAUCUCGCAUGUGGCCGAGGCAUUGCGCUGUCUGGCGCAACUGGAGCGGCCGCAGCACGGCCAGCUUCUGACGGAGCUGCAACGGGACCUGGAGCGGCGACAGAGCUACCUGCAGUACCUGAUGCGCCACCGGCAGCAGCUGCUGCUCCGGACAGAGCAACUGGAACAGCUUGAGGCUCGGCUGAGUGGAGAGGCGCGCAGCUGCCAACGUUGCCUGCUCCAGGCACUGGUUCGCAUGUAUCUGGCCUGGGCCCGGCAACAGGCGAAGCUGGAGGAGUUCCAAGCCGAAUUCGCCCAGCUACGAGCCAGCGAUGAGCGGGUCGAGCUAACCGAGGAGUUUGUAGAGUCGCUGCUGCAGGAAUUGCGCACUAGUGCCGAUCUGCAGGAUGACUGGCAGCUGGAUGCCGCACGUGUGGCCAUCGAACGCAUGCUCCUCGAGCAGAUGUACGAGCAGGUGAUGUUCCCCAACGAGGAUGCGGAUGUGUCACGCGACGAAGUGCUAUCGGCCCACAUUGGCAAGCUGCAGAGAUUCGUGCAUCCGGCUCAUCCGUCGCUGUGCAUCGCCCAGGAGUAUUUAGGCGAGGCACCAUGGACGUUUGCCCAACAGCAGCUCAGUCACAUGGCUGCCUACAAGACCCCACGCGAGAAGCUGCAGUGCAUCAUCAACUGCAUCUCUAGCAUCAUGAGCCUGCUGCGCAUGUCCAGCGAUCGCGUACCCGCUGCUGAUGAUCUUCUGCCCGUGCUCAUAUAUGUUGUAAUAAUGGCCAAUCCCCCCUAUCUACUGUCGACCGUGGAAUACAUUAGCUGUUUCCUCAGUAAGAAGCUCGUGGGCGAAGAUGAGUUCUACUGGACACUUUUUGGAUCUGUGGUGAAGUUCAUCAAAACAAUGGACUAUUUGGAUUAACAACGGUGAUUCGUCAACGAACGAUCCUCCAACGAUAUUUGUUUUGUAGUCAUUAGGUGGAUUUAUUUAUGUAUUUUGUAGAAUUGUUUACACUCCUCCCCUCUGAUAUUUUCUUUUUUGUACAAAAGCUAAGCUGAUAAGACGUAAUAUCCAAUCGAUCAAAGCGAUUAAUAGCGAUACCAUCGUGUUAAAUCGAAAAGGGGACAAAACAAAUGCCAAGAAUGCUGAAGAGAAGUGAGAAGAGAGUUCUAGUUUUAGGAGAACAUUGCAUGUACGCUGUAAGGCCUUGCCUGAUGGCUACCAACCCAUCAUGAUGACAUAUAGUGAACGUAAUUGUGUAUUCUUAUGUGUAUAUUACCAACAAUAACUAGAGAGCAUAUUCUUCUAUUUAUAUAUAUUUACAUGCAUGUUUAUCAUCGGUCUAGCCUCUGUCAUAUAAGUAUGUUUCGGAUACACGAACUGCAACUUAAUAUUCCUUAUUGUGUAACACAAAAUAAAGAUCAAUGCAUAAAACAAA